AAAAUAUUUGCUUGCGAAUAGACUUUUUAUGCUUUCCCACGGGUUAUUCAAAUUAAUGCUAUAAUAUUAUAAUCGGAACCCUGUGCAGUAUAAUUCAUUGAUGGGGACCCUGUGUUAUUGUUAUAUAACAACUGUCCACACGUGACUCCUGUUGGGGAUGCAUUGCAUUGACCCCUAUCCAUUAGCACUAGGCUAGGGAAACACUCGUGCACGGUGUCAUUUGCUGCCAGUCGCCGAAGGAUCCGCUAAAGUUUUUCGAUAGAUUUGUACUAUUUUCCUAUAGAAGUAGACCAUGCCUAGGAAACGCCGACCACCACCACCUCCAAUUCAGCCAGCUAAAAGGCCUAGAUCUGCUCGGCUGCAAGCAAGGAGAACCGGGUUAAUGGUCGACCCUCCACCAGCCGUUAACAACACGGAGGAAAUUGUCGCACCACCAUCAGCCGUAAAUAACAGAGAGCCAACGGUCAUACCACCACACGCAACCUUGUCACCAGACACGUUGGAGAUGAUCAUUUCAACGGUCACAACCAGGGUCACAGAUGCCCUUAUACCUCUCCUCCCACAGCGGGUUCCUGCUGAAGAAGCUAAUACACCAGUGGAGGUUCCACCCCAAACGCGCACCGAUGCAUUGGUGGAGUCAGCCAUCGCCAACGUUCGGGGCCUGCUCUCAGGUGAGAAGGACCCUCCACCACCCCCUACACAUGACCUUCAGACAGUUCAAUUUUCGCUCGACACAAGAGUUUCCACAAAGACAAAGGCGAAGAUUUGGGAUAAUGAAUUUUUAGAGUUUGGUAUUCUAUAAAGCAAUCCCUGGUCAGAGGACAAAUAUCAGUUAAGUGUCUCAUCAGGUAGUGGGGGCCGGCAGCCCUCAAUUUGUCUAGAGCCCACUACUCGGCCUAAACGGAAUCUGACUAUGGAGAUGUGGGCAUCAGCCUUCAGAAUUUUUGUGGCGGUUUAUACCCAGAAAUAUCCCAAUGAGGCCCCAGCCCUCAUGAAAUAUGGGGAAACGAUCCAUGAUUUGGCUAAUCGUGGCCACAAUUGGCGUUAUUAUGAUGAAACAUUCCGUACGCUGCGCCAGGUAAACCCCUCCCUGUUCCCAUGGGCCAAUAUCCAUUCCGAAUUGUGGCUUCGGUCACAUGUUUCGGUAACUAAACCUGCCAGUACCGGAAGAAUUCCAAACAAAUCACACCAGGCUAUCCCAAAAGGUUUCUGUUACCGUUUCCACAGUGGCAAGGCAUGUUCGGGUUGCGACUUCAAGCAUGCAUGUUAUCUCUGCAGUGCUGGUAGCCACCCUGCCACUAAAUGUUUUCGUCCCCAACGGCAACAACCGGGAGGACAAUCGGAACAUGCCAGGCCCCAAUCUUCCAACCCCGGUAAAAAGUGAACGUUUUUUACAUUUACUUUCUGGGUAUGAACCAGCCAUUUUUGCUUAUCUGUCUAAGGGUUUCAAUUCAGGUUUUUCCUUGCAUUUUGAAGGCACAUUAGAACCCCUUGAAUCUCAGAACCUGCUUUCGGCUUCUGAACAUCCUGAAAUUGUUGAUGCCAAGGUCUUCAAAGAGCUGGAGGCCCAUAGGCUUGCAGGUCCCUUUGCAAUCCCACCAUUUUCACCCUUUCGGGUAUCUCCGUUGGGGGUUGUACCUAAGAAAACACCCGGUGAAUUUAGGCUUAUACAUCAUCUUUCUUUCCCUAAAGGGAUUUCUAUCAAUGAUGGCAUAAUGCCAGCUAAUACAAGCGUCCGUUAUGCCACUAUCGAGGACGCAAUUCGAUUUAUUCGGCAUAAUGGUACCAGCUGUUAUCUUGCUAAGACUGACAUAAAGAAUGCAUUUCGCAUAAUUCCUAUCGAUCCUAAGGACUACCCCUUGUUGGGUUUUAAAUGGAGAGACUCUUACUAUUAUGAUCGAUGCAUGCCUAUGGGUUGUUCCAGCUCCUGUAAAACGUUUGAAACCUUUAGUACGGCUGUGGAAUGGAUAGCUAGGAACAAAUUACAUAUACAUUCAAUCCUCCACCUUCUUGAUGACUUUUUGAUCAUAGCCCCUACCGAAGAUCUAUGUAGGGCGCAACUACAACUUUUUCUGGACCUAUGUAACUAUCUGGGUAUUCCCAUAGCACCAGAGAAAACAAUGGGACCUGCCACUACUUUGCAGUUUGCGGGUAUUGAACUUGAUACCCAAAUGUUAGUGGCUCGCCUACCACAAGACAAAAUUGACAAGUCUAUACAGCUGAUUACUAGUUUUUUGCGCAGAAAGAAGGUGUCCCUCCAGGAGUUACAGUCGCUAAUUGGAAUGCUAAAUUUCGCAUGUUCUGUUGUCAUGCCUGGCAGGGCCUUUCUGAGGCGGCUGAUAGAUCUCACUAUUAAUGUUAGGGCCCCUCACCACAAGAUCAGACUAAAUAUAAGUGCCGAGGAGGACUUAAAAAUUUGGCUGUCUUUUCUUCAGAACUUCAAUUGCAAGUCAUUUUUCCUUGACGAGCACUGGGUGAGCUCACCUAAACUUCGGCUCUUUACUGAUGCUGCAGGCUCUCUGGGUUAUGGGGCAGUUUUUGGUGACGAAUGGUGCUAUGGGCAAUGGCCCGAUACAUGGGUAGGAAAGAACAUCGCUAUUCUGGAAUUCUAUCCCAUUGUCCUUAGUGUACAUUUAUGGGGGCAUAGAAUGACCAACCAGUGCAUUUUAUUUUUUACUGAUAACGAAGCAUUGGUUUACGUGAUCAAUAAACAGAGCUGCCGGGAUAAAUCUCUAAUGUUUUUUGUCCGCCACUUGGUCGCCCUUUGUCUUAAACAUAAUAUUCUUUUCAGAGCAAAGCAUAUACCAGGUGUGCAUAACAUUUUAGCAGAUUCUUUAUCUCGUCUCCAGCUUCAGGUUUUCAAAGAAAAAGCCCCAGCAACAAUGCAUUCCAACCCGACGGAAAUUCCGUUGUCUCUGUUGCCACAACAUUGGGGCCCAUAGUUGAAACACUCAUGGCUUCAAGCCUUCAGCAAUCAUCCAUCCCUACCUAUAGACGGGCUUGGCGUUUAUUUAACCAGUUCCUCAGCGCUACCUUCCAGAAUUGUGCUGUACAGCUGCCCAUAUCGCCAAGUAUGGUAGCUCUUUUUAUUGCAUAUUUAUUCGAUCAUCACUAUGCCCCUUCAACUGUUCACACUUAUGUAUCUGCGCUGGGCUAUUCACAUCGUUUAUCUAAUCUUCCUGAUCCAACUAAGGUUUUUUAUGUGAUCCAGAUACUCAAAGGCUAUAGCAAAAUUGGUUUUAAACUUGAUACUCGGCUUCCCAUCACCUUGCCAAUACUACAACGUUUGGUUACAGCAGCUCCUGUUAUUUGUUCCACGAAAUUUGAAUCAUGUCUUUUUCAAUCAAUGUGCUGUUUUGCCUUUUAUGCUUUCUUACGAGUUGGGGAAAUGACUCAAUCCAGUCAUACUCAGAAUACAGGAAGUCUGUUAACAAUUUUUCAACUAUCCCAACUCAAAGCGGAGACCGGUGUGGUUAAAGCUCUGAAAUUGACUUUUCAUAAUUUUAAACACAGCUACAAUCAGCGUCCCUUCUCCCUGAUAAUUCAGCGCCAGAACAGCCCUUGUCCAGUUAAUUUACUGCUGCAGUACUUAGUUUUGAGGGGUACACAUGCGGGCCCCCUAUUUUUGGACAGUUUUGGUAAUGCUGUUACUAGAGAUAAAUUCACUAACUUGCUGUCACUUGCUAUAAGACAUUCAGGUCUUAAUCCAUCAUUUUAUAAAGGGCACAGCUUUCGGAUUGGAGCUGCAUCUCAUGCGGCAGCGCAAGGGUUAUCUGAUGCACAGAUCAGGAUUAUGGGACGCUGGAAAUCUAAUGCCUUUCAGAAGUACAUACGGGUCAAUAGUCUUGUGAAUUAGUACAAUUUUUUCCUUUUAGAACUGGUCGAUUGCUGGGGAAUCCAUUGGUUCUCGAAGGCAUAUGAUGUGUACUGUAUACACUCCACUACUUGCAAGGGCGAUAGAUUGAGUGUGUGCAGUACAUCUCAUAUGUAGCAACUUGCAUAGUAGUGUAUUUCUUGCCCAUCCUUGAGUUUAGGUUGAGCUACAAUCCAGACAAGGCAACUGCUUACAAGGGUAGCAGUUUGCUUGAAUCCAUUUAACUUAAAUUGUUCUCUUUUCUUGCAUAGUACUGGCAAUCACUUGCAUGGGCGGUGUCUUUGCGGUACAAUUGCUUUGUUAGUAGCUUGUUCAUAAGGGCGAAAGUCUGCCGCCUUUAUCAAAUUGGCAUUUACUUUUCUCCUGUCACAAUACAGGAAACAUUUGCAUGGGCUGUGUCCUUGUUGUGUUGUGAUUGGAUAAUUGACAAAGCAUUUUGUUUUUGCUUUAAGUAGCAACACUAUGCGAAGGUAUGAUUGUAGCUUAUAUGUGCUAUCGUUCUCGAGUGCUGCUUUUUCCCUUGGGUGGGGCUGCAUUGUGGAUUAUCACCCACCAUGCAUUUGGCGUUGUUUGCCCUCACCUUUACUGGGCAAUUUUUAGAUUUAUCAGAGCAAAUUAUAUAUUUUGACAAAUUUUAUUAAUAAAGCGGCUUUGGGCUAACAGCCCAUAGCCAUUAUGAUUCAAACACUGUCUUGUUUUGUAUCCAUGCCCAGUAAACAAAGCGCGGGUUAAAGCAGCUCUCGUUCUAUGGAAGCUAAGUGGGGAAGGCAUAAAGAAAAUAUUUGCUUGCGAAUAGACUUUUUAUGCUUUCCCACGGGUUAUUCAAAUUAAUGCUAUAAUAUUAUAAUCGGAACCCUGUGCAGUAUAAUUCAUUGAUGGGGACCCUGUGUUAUUGUUAUAUAACAACUGUCCACACGUGACUCCUGUUGGGGAUGCAUUGCAUUGACCCCUAUCCAUUAGCACUAGGCUAGGGAAACACUCGUGCACGGUGUCAUUUGCUGCCAGUCGCCGAAGGAUCCGCUAACGUUUUUCCCCUCCCUACCCUCCCAGGAGUCCUGUUUGGCGUUGUUUGCCCUCACCUUUACUGGGCAAUUUUUAGAUUUAUCAGAGCAAAUUAUAUAUUUUGACAAAUUUUAUUAAUAAAGCGGCUUUGGGCUAACAGCCCAUAGCCAUUAUGAUUCAAA
Molecule: messenger RNA, 5058 nt
Organism: Nematostella vectensis (starlet sea anemone)
Lineage: Eukaryota; Metazoa; Cnidaria; Anthozoa; Actiniaria; Edwardsiidae
Exons: 2
Coding region: 1260-2942 (560 amino acids)
Source: RefSeq, a predicted model, not a curated record